This is a messenger RNA of Amborella trichopoda, 1883 nucleotides long. RefSeq names its product zinc finger CCCH domain-containing protein 37. The record is from RefSeq and is a predicted model, not a curated record. NCBI's taxonomy places the organism in Eukaryota, Viridiplantae, Streptophyta, Magnoliopsida, Amborellales, Amborellaceae. Gene Ontology annotation, molecular function: metal ion binding; mRNA binding.
AAAAAGCGAAAGAAGAAUAAAGAGCCAUUCGUAUUAAAUCACUUGUCUCCAUUUUAGGGUUUCUAAAGGGUUUUUCUAGGUUUGUAUUUGCAGACAGGCAUGGCUAACCAGACUUACAGUUCAUAUGGAGGAAGCAGCCUUUCGAGUCUCUAUUCUUCAAGGCUUUCUACGAACUACAUUGCGGAUCCUUACUCAUCUGAUGCGUCUCUACUCGGUUCUAAUCGAUACAUGGGCACUGAUACCAUUACUGGUUCAGAUCCAUCAAGGUAUUCUCUGGAUAAAGGGUCUGCGUUUUUGAACCAGUCAGAUAGCUUGAGGUUCUCUGGUACUGAUACUUUUACCGCAAGCCGCCUGUCUGGAGCUUCUCUGUAUACACAACCGUCACGGGUUGGUGGAGAAACACUCGGGAUUUUGCCAAAUAGCUCUGUGGAUCACUCGGUUGCUGGUUUGAAGCGUCCAACUGAAGCUUUGUACCAUCAGAAUGUUCUGGGAACUUAUAAUACUAUUGGGCAAAGCGACUCCAUGUAUUCAACAAAUUCUUUGGUCAAGCGCCCUAGGAUUGAAAGUGCAAGCAAUCUGCCUGUUUAUCCACAACGACCAGGAGAGAAAGAUUGUACUUACUAUAUGCUGACUAGGACCUGUAAGUUUGGAGAUAGCUGCAAGUUUGACCAUCCUUUUUGGGUUCCUGAGGGUGGAAUCCCUGAUUGGAAAGAGGUCCCACUUAUUCCUGUUAGUGACAUGCUUCCAGAGAGGCCUGGGGAGCCCGACUGUCCUUACUUCAUGAAGACACAGAAGUGCAAGUUUGGUCAAAGAUGCAAGUUUAACCAUCCAAAGGAUAAAGUUGAAGCCUCAAAUGUGUCCCCAAGUGUUGGGAAUACUGAUGGUGCCAUCAUAACUGCUCUUCCAGAAAGACCGUCAGAGCCUGAGUGUACGUUUUACAUGAAAACUGGGAUAUGCAAGUUUGGUGCAAGUUGCAAAUUUCACCAUCCAAAAGAUCGGCCUGUGCCUUUGACUGGAACUGAUUCUGUAACUGGAGAACAGACUGGAUCUGUUAAAGUUGAUGGAGCAGUUGUUGGAGCUGAUCAACAAGUGAAGCCAUUCACUCCUUUUACCCCAGCAUUGUUGCAUAAUUCCAAGGGUCUGCCAAUUAGACCGGGUGAAGUCGACUGUCCGUUCUACCUGAAGACUGGCAGCUGCAAAUAUGGUGCCACUUGCCGCUUUAAUCAUCCAGACUGGAGAACUACUACUACACCAGCUGCAGUUAUAAAUCCUCUGGCUGCUACUCUUCCCCUUGGAGUUGUUAACACUCCACCUCCUGCUCUGUCUCAUGAUCCUUGGAUGGCUCAGACAACGUUGGGGUUGGGAGUGAGCGUUUAUCCUCAGAGGCCUGGACAGAUAGCAUGUGAUUACUAUAUGAAAUUUGGAGAAUGCAAAUUUGGUGAGAGAUGCAAGUUUCACCAUCCCUUAGACAGGACAGCACCAACUGCUGCUGUUGCACAGCAGGUACCUCAACAAGUUGUAAAGCUCACAUUAGCGGGGCUUCCAAGAAGAGAGGGUGAAGCUGUGUGCCCAUUUUACAUGAAAACGGCAACAUGCAAAUAUGGUGCUGUGUGCAAGUUUGACCAUCCACCUCCAGGCGAAGUUGCUGCGAAGGCAGUUGGAGGAGCUGCUACGGAUUCAAAAAUUGCCGAAGGAGAACAGGUCAAGGAUGAAUGAGGAUGGAUCGCUCUCUCUUUUUGGUUUUGGUAGUAGUCUGUCAUUUUCUUCCUUUUAGCUGCAUUUUGAACUCGGAAAAGUUUAACAAAUGAAUCUUUCUAGUCUAGCCUUCUAUGUGAAAUAUUUUGUACCAUUUGGUAAACUAUUUGAGAUGGUUUCUCUCUCUA